Molecule: messenger RNA, 2753 nt
Organism: Ylistrum balloti
Lineage: Eukaryota; Metazoa; Mollusca; Bivalvia; Pectinida; Pectinidae
Product: dentin sialophosphoprotein-like
Exons: 5
Coding region: 1-2277 (758 amino acids)
Biological process (GO): apoptotic process; extrinsic apoptotic signaling pathway via death domain receptors; regulation of apoptotic process
Cellular component (GO): nucleolus
Molecular function (GO): DNA binding; protein binding
Source: RefSeq, a predicted model, not a curated record
AUGGCGACCAACUCUUGUAAUCCAAAUGUUGUCGACGAGGAUUAUAUUUCAAUGUCUCUUCAUGAAAUGUUUCACAUUGUUGGCGAUCAAAUGACCGAGAGGGAUAUCAAACUUCUGAAAUUCUUCUGUGUAGGCUUGAUGUCGCAGGAAAUGACGUCCAAAGUCCAUGAUGGAUUCAGUUUUUUGUCGUGCAUGGAGAAAAUGAAUUUGGUUUCGGAAUCAAACUUCAUGAACGUGUUGGACCUGUUGCGAAUAAUUAAUAGACACGACCUGUCUCAAUUCGUACAUCUUAGGGCCAGAAAAACAGUGAUAUUGGAUCCUGUAUGUGAAUAUUUGGAGACGACUUUCGGUCAGUCAGAAAGGAUGAUAGACAAGGUGUCUUCUGAAUCAGUUCCUGACAAUGCUGUAAUAGAUAGUCACAAGUCAUCGGCCUGUCUGCCUUCAACAAGUAAAGACAGUGAACCUACAGAGGCAAUGAGACAACACUCAGAUUACAAUACUACAAAGCCCUGCAGUAUCUCACAAGCCAAGUCAGACUUUCAAAAUGGUGCUCACUGUAACUCAUCUGAUUUUUCAAAUAAUUCAAAACUUUUACCUCAGGACUCAAAAUAUGACAGUAACAGAUGUUGCGAGUCAGUUUCUUCACCGUCCACUUCAGUGUUACAUUCAACUCGGACAGCAGUGUGCUCUUCACCAGAUUCUUUGUUACCCAUGGAGAUGUGUGUACACAAACCUGCAGGUGCCUCAAUGUCUAUUACAUCAAAGAGCUUAAAAUCGGGUGAUCUGACUGACAACACAGGAGAGGUGUGUGUUCCCACGAGCAUAUCUGCUGGCAAUAGUACUUCCAUGUCAAUUCCAUUAAAGAGGUUAAGAUCAGAUGAUCUGGUGGAGAAUGCAGAAAGUUCCUCCUCGCUGUCCUACAAACGAAGAAAAAAAGAAGGCGUAGAGAGUGCAGGAAUAGGUAACCUAGAGGCAAGAUGUGAUACUGCUGCAGUGGAGGUGAUUUCUCACUGUGACCACAAUACCAACCAACAGGACAAUGAGGAUUGUUGUAAUCACAGUUCAUCAGUCAGGAGGAUUACAAGUCCCGGUGACCACAGUACAAACCGGUCGGAUAGGAAAGAUCCUCAGAGUGCAUCUGGUGAUGAAUGGAAUAAAACAGAUAAAACAUUGGUUUCAGCAAAUGAUAUCAAAUCAUCUGAAAACCUUGGAAAAGAUGUAGAUUCCUCUGGUAAAAACAAAUCCAUGGAUGUAGAAUCUGGUCUUAUGGAUAAAGAAUCUGGUAGUUUAAAAGAAAGAGAUGACGAUAAUUCUGCUUGUAAUUAUCACCAUAGCAACACCAUUGAAACUAGUAAUAAUCACCCUAGCAACACCAUUGACACUAGUAAUAAUCACCCUAGCAACGCCAUUGGCACUAGUGAUAAUCACCCUAGCAAGGCCAUUGACAAUAGUAAUAAUCACCCUAGCAACACCAUUGACACUAGUAAUAAUCACCCUAGCAACGCCAUUGGCACUAGUGAUAAUCAUCCUAGCAAGGCCAUUGACACUAGUAAUAAUCGCCCCAGCAACGCCAUUGACACUAGUGAUAAUCAUCCUAGCAAUGUCAUUGACACUAGUAAUAAUCACCCUAGCAAGUACAUUGACACUAGUAAUAAUCACCCUAGCAAUGCCAUUGACACUAGUAAUAAUCAUCCUAGCAACAUCAUUGACACUAGUAACAAUCGCCCCAGCAACGCCAUUGACACAAAUGAUGAUCAGCACGGCAUUGCUAUCUGUGCAGAGAUGAAUGCAGAAGUGAAUUCCAUCAAUGAACAAAGCAAUGCCAGGGGAGGUAAUCAGGAUAGCAAUGUCGUCGACAAAAAGAGCGGUGAUUCAGGAACCAAUACAGAAAAGAAGGAGAAAUUGACUUGUGAUAUUCGCUUGCGUGUGCGUGCAGAAGUUGCCUUACAAGAAGGUACACUGGAGGGAAACAUCUUCUCUAAUAAACCGACUGUAGUUGAACGUCAGUGUGAAAAGUUCAUGCAAGCAAACACUGUCCUGAAGUCACAUGACCUUGGUUCAAUCGUGUGUGACAUCAAGUUCUCUGAUCUUACUUACUUGGAUGCAUUUUGGCGAGACUACAUCAAUGGAUCCUUGUUGGAGGCCCUGAAGGGGGUAUUUCUUACAGAAUCUCUGAAGCAGGCUGUUGGACAUGAAGCUAUAAAACUCCUGGUCAACGUCGAUGAAGAUGACUACGAAGCUGGCCGAGUCAAACUACUCCAAAAUCUCAAAAACUGAAGUUUUACAUCUCAGAUGGGUGACCACUUGGUGUUAAGGAUAGUAAAUCUCAAGCAGAGUGGGUUCCACUUGGUGUUAAGGAUAUGAAAUCUCAAGCGGUGUGGGUUCUACUUGGUGUUACGAAUAUCAAAUCUCAGGCAGUGGGGAUUACCAAUUGGUGUUUCAGAUAUGAAAUCUCAGGUAGUGUAGAUUACCACUUGGUGUUACGGACAUGAGAUUUGGGGCGAUGUGGAUUGAAACUUGGAGUUAAGGACAUGAAAUCUGGGGGUGUCUGGGUUACCACUUGGUGUUACCGACAUGAAAUCUGGGGGUGUCUAGGUUAACACUUUGUGUUACGGGCAUGUAAUCUAGAGGUGUCUAGGUUAACACUUGGUGUUACGGACAUGGAAUCUGUGGGUGUCUGGGUUACCACUGUUUGUUCAACAGAUACGAAAUGUUACCUCAUGAUGUCGUUGACAGAAAUGCAAUAAAGUGUU